AGAUAUUUUGGAAAUUAGUUCACUGAAGUUACCCCAUCAAAAAGGUUCAUAACAAGAAAUCUGUUAGCUGUUGGUGAAAUCGAAGGUUUCUUUUUUUUGCAAAUUAAUCAACUAUAAAAAGUUGAGAAGUGAAUAAAUUCAUAAUAUUUCAAAAAAUUGUAACAGUGUUAUUAUAAAAGUGUAUUGUAUUUAUUUUGAAUAAAAAUAAAUAAAGUUAAUAUAAUUUUAAACCAUCGGAAUGGAGAAUCCAAAGCGACAACAGCCUAAAAAGAGCAGUCCAUCACGAAUUCCAGAUGUCCAUGAUCCUGUUUUUCUUGAAAUCUAUAACAAGUCAAUAAAAGAUCCCGAAGAAUUUUGGGGUGAAGCUGCCAAUGCCUUGGAUUGGCAUACAAAAUGGGAAAAAGUUAUGGACAACAGCAACCCACCAUACACAAAAUGGUAUUCUGGGGGCUACAUAAAUGCAUGUUACAAUGCUGUAGAUAGACACCUAGCUGAAGGUCGUGGAAAUCAAGUGGCUCUUAUUCAUGACAGUCCACUAACUAAUACCAUCAGGCAAGUGACCUAUCAGGAAUUGUAUGAUGAGAUAACUUUACUGGCUGGUGGAAUGCAUAAAUUAGGUGUGAACAAAGGUGAUCGAGUUGUCAUUUAUAUGCCAUUGAUUCCAGAAGCUAUUAUAGCUAUGUUGGCCACUGCUCGUCUUGGAGCAGUACACUCAGUUGUCUUUGGAGGUUUUGCUGCAAGUGAACUUCGUACGCGCAUCGAACAUGCUGAGCCCAAGGUCAUUAUAACUUCUAAUUGUGGGGUCGAACCGGGAAAAAUUAUUCACUAUUUAGACAUUCUACAUAACGCUGUGAAUGCUUCUUCCUGGAAGCCCUUGUGCAAUAUUGUCUUUCAAAGAGACAACGUUGCAUAUACUGUUAUCAAUAGUAAGACAGACAUCCUUUGGACUACAGUUCAAAAUUUAGCUGAUCCGAUCGACUGUGUACCAGUUGAGGCAAAUGAUCCUCUUUACAUUUUGUACACGUCUGGCACUACAGCAAGUCCAAAAGGUGUUCAACGUCCUAUCGGUGGACAUUUGGUAGCAUUAACUUAUACAAUGAAAAAGCUCUACGGCCUUCAACCUGGAGAUACAUGCUGGUCUGCAUCUGAUCUUGGAUGGGUUGUCGGGCACUCCUAUAUUUGCUAUGGACCUCUUUUGUGCGGUGUAACGAGUGUAAUGUAUGAAGGAAAACCUGACCGUACUCCAGAUCCAGGUCAAUAUUUUCGAAUUAUCGAACAGCAUAAAGUCAAUGCUUUGAUGUCAGUGCCGACGGCUUUUCGCGUUAUUCGACGAGCUGAUCCUGAAAUUAAAUACGGCCGCAAGUAUAGUUUGAAGUCCUUGCGAACGAUAUUUAUAGCUGGUGAACAUUGUGAUAUUGAAACCAAGACUUGGAUGGAAAAUAUCUUCAAAGUUCCAAUUCUGAACAAUUGGUGGCAAACAGAAACUGGAUCGGCAAUAACGGCAACUUGUGUUGAUUUCGGGCAUAAUCUCAGUCCUCCAAAAUAUACAACUGGUUUGCCAUUCGUCGGAUAUGAUAUUCGUAUACUGGAGUCUGAUGGUACAGAAUGUAAACCGAUGCAGCUUGGAAGGAUUGCAUUGAAGCUACCUUUACCACCGGGCAAUAUGUCAACCUUGUAUAGGAACGACGAGCUCUUCGAAGACAUCUAUUUUAAGAAGUUUCCGAAUUUCUACGACACCAUGGAUGCUGGUUACAUUGACGAAAAUGGAUAUGUUUAUGUAACUGCUCGUGACGAUGAUGUUAUCAAUGUUGCUGGUCAUCGUAUUUCUACCUCCAGCCUAGAAGACGCCGUAUUGCGUCAUCCAGAUAUCGCUGAUGCUGCUGUUUUUGGAGUUCCUGAAAACACCAAAGGUCAAGUGCCUUUAUGUUUGUACAUUACAAAGAAUGGUACAACUAAGCCUCGCGCUAAAAUCUGUGGUGAAAUUAUAUCAAUAAUUCGAGACGUAAUUGGACCUAUUGCUUCGUUUAGACUUGUUGCUCCUGUGAAUGCAUUACCAAGGACUCGUUCUGGAAAAACGAUGCGAAAAGCAAUGGCUGAUUUUGCUAAGAAUAAGUUAGUUGUAUUGCCAGCGACUAUUGAAGAUCCAAGCGUUUUUGUUGAUAUCCGUCGUGCUUUGCAGGAACUUGGCUAUGCUAUGAAUACACCAGAACCUGUUGUAUCAGUUAAAACAUAGGAAAUGUUUGGAUUUUGUUUGUUUUUAUUUAUAAUUGUAAUAAAUAAUUUGUAUUGUCAAUAGGUUUCGAUUAAUGUUGAUUUUUCUGAGAUAUUGUUUUAUUAAAAUAAAUUAGUUAUUACUAUGUUGCAUUUUCGUAGAUAAGUAAGCUUAUGUAUGUAUGUAUAAAUAAAAAGCAAAAACGUAAGUUUUUGAAAAAAAACUG
This is a messenger RNA of Eupeodes corollae, 2438 nucleotides long. Its product is annotated as acyl-CoA synthetase short-chain family member 3, mitochondrial. The transcript is spliced from 8 exons. The record is from RefSeq and is a predicted model, not a curated record. NCBI's taxonomy places the organism in Eukaryota, Metazoa, Arthropoda, Insecta, Diptera, Syrphidae. The coding region runs from base 239 to 2233 and encodes 664 amino acids.